ACAGUUGUGUGUGACUCGGACGUACGUUUUAUUUCACCUUCAUCUUUUUCUGUGCUUUGGAAACCCCACGUUUCUUGAUGCAUUUGGUGUAUCUGCCUUUUUUCUUGUUUUGUUUUUAAAUUAUCAACACCUGCCUGAUCCCAUUUUUGUCAAACCAUUUGACAACUGGCACAGAGCAGGAUCAACCAAGAAUGUCAGUCCCCCGAAACUCCUCCAGUGGCUUUGAAGCAAUUUUCUCUACUCUACAGAAUGCAGGGGAUGCAAAGAGCACCUUGAAUGUUCUCAAUGUCCUGGAUGAACUUCUCUCAGCAGGUUCUGAUGGUCGUAUUCGCUACAUGAUCAGUAAAGGUGGAAGCGAGUCCUUGCUGAACGCACUGGUCCAAUAUGGCAGCAGGUUCAGUCCCGACUACACCAUUCUGUUGCCCAUACUAUACUUGGUGGCCAAAGUUGGACACAAAGACUGUGGUAUUGGUAAGAAGGCCGAGGAGGCUGGAGCUGUUCUGCUGAUUUUCAACCUGCUCAAAAACAACAUUCAACAUGCCAGGAGGGCUGAAGCAUGCCUCUUAGUCAUCCAAGUUUUUGCUGCAUCAGUUUCCACAGCAAAAUCUAUUGGGUCAAUCCAAGGGCUGGAUAUCAUCUACAACCUUAUCCCAAAUUACACCACCAAGAAUCUGCAAACAAUUAAGGCAUCCAUUAAUGCAUUUGCUGCGCUGCUUUCCUCAAAGGAUAACAUCUGCUCAGCAGUGUCCAAGGGUUAUGUGUCAGGCCUCCUACUGCUGUAUGAGGAAUGGCACAGCAAGGACACUAAACAUUUUGCAAUUGACAUCCUCCAGGCACUGCUACAAUGCUUUGAUAAAAUCACACGCAGUGCUGUAGGAAGAGACGCUUUCGUGUCCCAAGGAGGCAUCCGACUUCUUUAUCAUACUACUCAGACAUGCUUGUUGAAUACAUGUCAGGAGUCACUAGUAGAGUCAUCGGUUCAGCUGAUGAGAUGGUGCCUGCCUAAGACUCCACUACCACUGACAUCAGAUCAAUCAGCAUACUGCUUCCCCUUGCCUAGAAGACAUCAUGUUCUUGAUGUGGCUGCCACUUCAGAUGAAAGCAAUGGUGAGAUUGAUGGUGAUAAGGUGGAGGAAGAUUACCAAGAGGCUCAGAGUAAAGACUAUGAUGAUGACUUGGAGACUGACCUGAACAAACUUUGUCUUCGUCCUGCCUUAGACAGACCCAAAGAGCUACUGCCACAGUACAGCCGUCUUUGUCCUGAACUCUCACAUGACUUCCUGGAGGAGCUGGAUUUGAGCUCACCCUCAUCAUCCUCCUCUGAUGACGAAACUGGGAAUUGUAACAGUUUACCGCUUCACUCCUUCAGGGGGGGGGGGGAAGUACUGAUGUUUUCGGCCGAGACAGAAAAUGGCACAUCAGGUCACACCAAAUCAGCUGCUAGCCGAUUUAAGGCAAAAGAUUUCUACAGUCAUACUGGGAUCCUUAACACCAGCUCUGAAGUUGGAAUCAAGGCUGGACAGACAAGGGGAGAACCCAAGUCAGGUCUGACAAAUGAUCAGCAGAACGAUAAAGGCGAGGGAAAUGGAAAAUCUUACAACUCUACCACGAUAGGCAACUUAAUCGACAUUCAUGGGGUUGUCAUCCCUUUCCACGAACCCAGUAUGUAUCGUGCUGCAGCCAUCAAAACAAAAUCUGUUCCAGGAUUCAGCACCCUUGCUUUCCCUGAUUUCUGGGGUCAGGUCCCACCACCAGGAAAUGAACCCAUGGCUCCACGCAAGCCCAACAUCCAGAGGCAGAAAGUGCUUGAAGAUAUCCAACGUUUCUUGAAUUCUGAUACCAUCAACCAAGUUGUCUUCGACCUGGAAGACGACAGUUUACAGUUUCCACCAGACAAGCCAGACUCCUUGAGAUUCUUUUCCAGUUUUGAAUGUGGUAACCUCAGAAAGGCUAUUCAGGUUCGCAGAUAUGAGUAUGACCUAAUAUUGAAUGCCGACGCCAACUGUUCCCAGCACAGCCAGUGGUUUUAUUUUGAAGUCAGUAACAUGGUGCCUGACGUUCCCUACCGUUUCAAUGUCAUCAACUGUGAGAAGAGCAACAGCCAGUUCAACUAUGGAAUGCAGCCAGUGCUAUAUUCAGUACGGGAUGCAUUAAACGGUAAACCCCAUUGGCUCCGGUCUGGGACAGAAAUUUGUUAUUUCAGAAACUACUUCUGUCCAGUUCGUGGCAGUCAGAGGACUACAUUUUAUACACUGACAUUCACCAUCACCUUCAAAUACGAUGAGGAUGUCUGUUACCUGGCCUACCAUUACCCUUACACUUACUCUGCUCUCAGGACUCAUCUGAAUUUGCUGCAUAGAUCAGUUGAUCCUGCCAAGGUGUUUUUCCGGCAGCAGGUUCUUUGUGCUACUCUAGCUGGAAACUCCUGCCCAGUUGUUACCAUCACUGCAUGUCCUCCCAGCAAGUGCUAUACAGAUAUUCAUCAGCUGCGUAACCGCCACUGCAUUGUGCUAACAAGUCGUGUCCAUCCCGGUGAAUCCAAUGCCAGCUGGGUAAUGAAAGGCACCCUAGAGUUUCUUUGCAGUAAUGAUCCAAUAGCCAAGGCACUGAGAGAGACAUUUGUCUUCAAGAUCAUCCCCAUGUUAAAUCCAGAUGGGGUCAUUAAUGGAACGAAUCGCUGUGAUCUGAGCAGAGAGGAUUUGAAUCGUCAGUGGUGUAAACCAGACCCCAUUCUCUGUCCAACCAUCUACCAUAGCAAGGGCUUCCUCUACUAUCUCAACAGUAUUGGACGAUCUCCCAUGGUCUUCUGUGACUAUCACGGCCACUCUCGAAAAAAGAAUGUUUUCUUGUAUGGCUGCAGUGUAAAGGAAACUCUAUGGCAAUCAGGUUCUACUGUUGACACUGCAGGACUGAAAGAAGACCCUGGAUAUAGGACGAUUGCCAAGGCCUUGGAUCGAAUUGCACCAGCCUUUUCUUUCAACAGCUGCAACUACAUGGUGGAGAAGUCCCGUUCUGCCACUGCCAGAAUUGUUGUCUGGAAAGAAUUGGGCGUGCUGAGAAGUUAUACCAUGGAAAGCACUUACAAUGGUUUUGACCAAGGAAUAUACAAGGGUCUGCAGACAAGAACCAGGGAGCUGGAAGAAAUGGGAAUGAAGUUUUGCCACAGUCUGCUCUCCGUGACUAUAGAGACAAGGGCACUUUAUGGCAGGAGUCUCAUCAACCGCAUGAAUCUGGGACAUAACAUCCUCGAUCAUAAGUCACACAACUGUUUUGAAGAGGAUGAGCCCCCAUGCGUUGAAGAAAUUGAAUAUUCCACGGGGUCUCGUGGUCUGAAAGGCAAUGAUUUAGAAUUGGAUGUAAACAGAUGCAUGGCCAACAUUGAUGCAGAGGGUGACGCCGAAGGACAAACGGCAGGGCAAUAACGGCAAGGUGGUGUCAGCCAUUCACAACAGUCAAGUCGCGUGCUCCCUCACCUGAUAACGCAGAUGUCCAUUGAAACUCUAGAUGAAUCAAGAAACAAGUGCGCUCAUGUGACUUGCACCAAUGGGACCACAUCUGAGCUGAGAGGUAUCAAUUGGAACUUGUCUUUCAAUUGAGUUUUUAAAAUUGAAUCUGAUAUUAUGAUAUGACCCAAGUGCGUAACACUACCUGGAUACUGUAAUCAUGUCUCCACUAUUCUACUCAGUUGUGGCCCGUGAUCUUUGCCUCACUAAAUAUUUAAAUCAUUUGGGUCUGCUACAUUGUCAUAGUCAUUGCUAUUUAUUGAUCUACGUUAGAUUUCUGACGAUAUUUUCUGUUGUAGUAACACAAAACGUAUCUAUUGUUGCAUGGAUAUGGUUUUUGAAGGCAUUUUUGUUUGUUUUUGUAGUUUGCCAAGAUUUAUUUCUACCAAAAAAAAAAACGAGACUGAGAAAUCUUGACCUCGUCUAUAUUGCCUCAUCAAUGCAGAAUGUUUUGAUAUUCAAAUUUCUAAUUAAAAUCAAUAGCAUGGCCGAUUAGAAGCCUUGCUGCUGGCUAAGGAGAAGAAUUCAGUUGGA
This is a messenger RNA of Phycodurus eques (leafy seadragon), 4037 nucleotides long. RefSeq names its product cytosolic carboxypeptidase 4. The record is from RefSeq and is a predicted model, not a curated record. Gene Ontology annotation, biological process: proteolysis; C-terminal protein deglutamylation; protein side chain deglutamylation. Lineage: Eukaryota; Metazoa; Chordata; Actinopteri; Syngnathiformes; Syngnathidae. Gene Ontology annotation, molecular function: zinc ion binding; metallocarboxypeptidase activity.